UGUCCACUCCACACUCGCACGGUCACACCACACGGACCUCGUUCGUCCACACGCCACAGCCACACACACUCCAAGCUAGUGGUUACCAUCUCAGCACCUCGUCGGAGAACACAGCAACCUGCCUGCCAGUCCGAGCAAGAUGAAGACGAUGGCCUCGUCCGCCUCCUUGCUCCGCCCUUCCACGCUCGCUCCAGCCUCCUCGCCUCGCCUUCCGCGUCGAGCGCCCGCCCCCGCGCAGCUCGUCCUCCGCUCCAGCCCCCGCCGUCCCCGCGGCGUCUCCCUGACCGUCGCCGCCGCCGCGUCGCCGGACGUCCAGAAGCAGCCCUCCUCGUCGCCCCCUCCGCCGCCGGUCGAACCCUCCGACCUAUCGGCCGUGGCGGAGAGCGUGAAGGUGCUCAAGGACGCGGCCAAGACGAGGAAGGUGCCGGCCCCGGAGGUGCUGGCGGCGCUGGCAAAGAUCAAGAAGGCGAAGCUCGACACCUCCACCUUCUUCGAGACGCUCGGCGGGGCCGAGUCCCCCGGCAGGACGUGGAUGCUCAUCUUCACCGCCCAGGGCAGCAAGCUCGAGAAAGGCAGCUACUUCCCGGUGACCGCCGUCCAGCGCUUCGACGCCGCGGGGCAGAGGAUCGAGAACGGCGUGUACCUGGGCCCGGCGGGGAGCUUGACCUUCGAGGGGCGGCUGUCAUGGAAGAAGAAGAUGCUGGCCUUCGUCUUCGAGAGGGUGCGCGUCAAGCUCGGGCCGCUGCCCUCCCUGGAGAUCCCCUUCGGCGGCGGCGACAUGAGCAGGGAGCCGAGCACCAAGGACCCCUUCUUCUUGUGGUUCUACGUCGACGAGGAGAUCGCCGUCGCGCAGGGCAAGGGCGGCGGCACCGCCUUCUGGUGCCGCUGCAAGCGCGUCCCGGCAUGACGGCCAAUGUCCCGUUCGGUUUAGCGCCGGAAGCAUCAGGCUCCCUCUCGCUUAAUUUCUCUAGUCUGUAGCCAUUGUUUCCAUGUUCUUCAGCUUACUGUACACUGUAAUGUAGACGGAUGACGAAAUAUUCGAACGAUACGAUGUAGUACUCCAUGUUCUUCUUUUUUCUUUCUGUAACAGUGGAAGACUUUUUGUAUGUAUAUACGUAUGCUAUUUUGUAUUCUCUUCUAUAA
This is a messenger RNA of Hordeum vulgare subsp. vulgare (domesticated barley), 1143 nucleotides long. RefSeq lists its product as uncharacterized. The transcript has 4 exons. Lineage: Eukaryota; Viridiplantae; Streptophyta; Magnoliopsida; Poales; Poaceae. Bases 140 to 907 code for a protein of 255 amino acids. The record is from RefSeq and is a predicted model, not a curated record.